AUUAAUAUUUUGCGAGAGAAAACUGAUCUCAACCGCAAUGAGAUUAUUUUGCGAGAAAAAGAAAAUUUCUCAAUAACAAAUGUUGUGCGAGAAAACUUAAUCUCAAUCACAAAACAAUGUCAUUGUACUAAUGGAACAUGUUAUAGGAAUUGCUAAAAGCAAACACAUUGAACAUGCCACAUACAAUAACCAUAUAUUUUCUGGAAUGUUAAAACUCAACAGAAAAAUAGGCUAUCAUGCGUGAGAGAAUUGUAGGCAGUCAUUUGUGAUUAUAGGAAACCACAAUGUCUGAAGUGAAAACUGCCGAAGAGAUAAGGUUCUCUUUUUUUUUCUCGUGCAGUCCCUGAUAACCGCCACCGCCGGGAGACGGUCGCACUGUGCACCGCCGUGCCAUGCGCUAGCAGCGCCGCAUCGCCUGUAUAUACGGAACCGCUCUGUCGACGCCGCAGAGGGUACCGCGCUGGAGGGCCAGGCCACGUCGCGCGCGCCUGAGGGCAUCGCUGUCUGGCCGUCCCAUCUCCUUCACGGGAGGGGCCGUGGCCCCGAGCAGCAACGCCGGAGGGCGCCGCUCGUUGGGGAGUUGAAGCCCUACAGCCGCGCCAUGGUCCACUGCUCCGCGCCUCUCUACAGAUCGAGGGUGCAGCGGCGUGUGCCAUAAGCCGUGGUCGCGGGCACCGCCAUGCGCAGGUUCCGUCGAUUGGAGCCGCGCCGAUGGGAGCGUCGCCGUGCCUAGCGUUGGAGGGACGAGAAGCAUCACCGGGCUGGGAGCCGUGCGCCGGAGGGCGCUGCCCCGCAAGGAGCCGCCUCCGACGUUGUGCGCCAAGGCGACGCCGAGCGCUGCCGUUGGCAGUGGACUCGAGCACCAGGCAUGGGCCUCGCUGGGGAUUUUCCUCCCUUGGAGUUCGUUCGAGUUGAAAAUCGCUGGAGUUGCUGGGGGGCGUCGUGGCAUGGAGUCGGGGUGGAGGGCCGGUCGCAGGCACUGCCGCCGAUGCGGGGCUGCGCGCCGCACCGGGAUUGGUCAUGGCCGUGGCCGCCGCUGAGUAACGCGGGCCCCGCGCGUGGGAAGGGCCUCGCCGGGAGUAGCGACGGGACCAAGGGCAUCGCUGUCGAGGACUGGCCGAGGCCUGCCGAUCUGCGCCAGAUGCAAGACGAGGGCCGCGUCGUCUGCCGGGGAGCGUCGCUGCUGCUCUUCGAGACGUCGCUGGCCUCGGUCUUCCGCCGUUCCGUGUCGCCCCGUGAGGCCGGUAGUCGCUCUGCCGAGAGCGUGCCGAUAACGUAUUGAAAAGAAACGAGAGAGAGGGAGACAUACAGAAGUAAAAGUGAAUCAUUGUUUUCAUUAAUGAUGGGAUUACAUAUAUAUAUAUAGCCCCCGAAAGGGUGCGUUCGAA
Molecule: messenger RNA, 1388 nt
Organism: Aegilops tauschii subsp. strangulata
Lineage: Eukaryota; Viridiplantae; Streptophyta; Magnoliopsida; Poales; Poaceae
Source: RefSeq, a predicted model, not a curated record